ACGAGUACUGUGCAUAUGCAAUGUACGGCAAAGAUAAUAGCUGUACCCCUGUCAUUGUACUGGCUGAGUGUCCUCCUUUAGAGGAACUGAUAGCAAUCACUGUAUGUAUAACGAGAAACCUUCAAACUUCAUCGUCUCUUCAACCUCACAUCAUAAGAUGCAGAGAGCUAAUAUUCACAGAACCAGAUAUUAUUGCAACGCCAUCUUUUAAUUCGGAUAAUGUUUUUCACCUUGUAUUGAAGAGAGCUUUGUUUAACACCGGGAAACUACAGACAAGGUUUUCCAAAAUUGGCUUACAGUCCAGUGACCCUCAGGCUGUGACAUCAGCCCUGUUUCAGUCAUGCCUACACUACACAUUGUUGGCUAGGAUCGCCCCCUCCUGGAACAAAGCAGGACAAUGGCUUAUUCAGGGUCGAGAUUUUCUAUCACACCAAGGUUACCUUAACGCCGUUAAGAUAGACUUGGUGGUCACCCAUACACAACUCCACAUGUCCCUCACAGCAUCCACCAUCAGGUUUCCAGUUCUACAGCUGUGUGACAUUGAGGUUCUUCCAGCUAGCCAACGGAAGUUCAUGGAAGAUCAGAACUUUGUCAUAUCGGGAGAAUCCAUCGGUUCAACAUGGUGUCAUGUAUUGCCCAGCAUGAAGAAAGGUGAAAUAAUUAAUGUAAGUCGACAAUUGCCGACAGAUGGCCCAUUCAGGACAUACAAAGACAUCAAACGGCACUGGAAAAAUUCGUACGGUUAUCGACUUCCUGAGGAUGAUGUAAUAUACUAUCAAAUCCAUUUUAAACCCCUGGGGGACCGAGUGUUUACUUACCCUAAUGUGUGCCUGAGGGCUCGGGACAUUCACUGUCUCCCCAGGGUGGACCCCAGACCAAUUCUUGUGGCUUUUAUGCAGGACCUGAAAAACAAAAUGCCCACAGUGUGUGGCUAUCGACUACAGCUUCAGACAAAAGCCAACUAUCUAACAAUGGAUCUCUGCUCAGCUAAUCAGAAGGAGCACGGGAAGACUUGUAACACCAAUCUUGGUCCUACAAAACAGACUCCUGGAAAAGUCAUCUACAGAAACUUCUCCGUCUUGUCUCAAAAGUCAUUUAGUGGUGACCUCUCAUCUCAGUUUUCGUCGAUGUCAUCUGUACAUUCCACAAUGUCAUCGAAUAAAUCCCACUUUAGAAGUAAUUCACAAGCGGAGAACGUCAUGCAAGGUGAAAGCACAGGCGUACAAAAGACUAAUCUUGAUGGAAGUAUUCACACAGGCGUACAAAAGACAGAUCUUGAUGGAAGUAUUCAAGAUGAAUUUACAAAAAUCCCAGAGAAUCGAAGUCAAACUGUUCUUUGCUCAGGUGUGAGAUUUGGAACACAAAAGAAACCUAGGAAUGAAGGUUUCAAUUCCUUGGGAAGUAGGGAUACACUUGCCCGUGACAGCCAUGUGCCACUGCUCUCAGAUAAAGUGAGGUCCAGUAGUACCAUCAAUUGUGAAGAAAGAAUCAUUCCGAGGUUCUCUGCCAAAAAACCCAGCAAUACUGUAACACAAACCAUGUCAAGUCCGGGUUCCCAACCAUCCAGAAUCGUUCCUGUGUUCAAAGCAAGGAAAGACAGCACACAGACAAAAGGGUUGGGUAAUCAGCCACAGAAGGGCUCGGGUAAAGAAAGACAGAAACAACUAAGUAUAUCACACGGAGUCCAAGAAAGGUCGAGUGUAGCAUCCAAGAUCUCAGAGAUGAUGGUACAAGCACAGGACAAAGCAGAAAAUCCUGCAAAUGUUCCGAUUCCUUCUCCCUCUACACCAUCCAGUAUUAGACCAGUCCACCCUUCUACGCUGUCCAUUACCCAGCCAGUUCACCAAUCAACGUCAUACAUUACCCGGCCAAUCCACCAAUCAACACCAUACAGUACCCGGCCAAUCCACCAAUCAAUGCCGGUCCUAAAAUCACUCCACAGAGCAUCUCUACAAACCACUACACAAAAUAUCCGUCAGACUAAGAGUACAACAACUCGUAAAGCCUUGGGGACUGUUUUACGAUGUGAGACCGGAAAAUAUAUCAAUGACCUCCAUAGUCAGAAACCAGUUCCAGGAUCAGUGGACCUUGAUUCAGAUGACGAAUUCAUUCAGUCCCUUGAUGUAUAUGUGAAAAAGAGAAUUACAAACGAGACAUUCGACAGCGGAGUCUCCUUAACGAAGAAACCCCGGACCAAGCCUACGAUACAGAAUGUGGACGUUGAGGCUCUGGCGAGAGAGGAACAGUUAAACAAAGUGAACAACAUUACAUUGAUGACGUGGCUGAAGAACAGAGGUAUACAGUGUAAGAGUAGAGAUAGAAGACAGGAUCUGGUGACGAAAAUUCUCACUGCUCUCAAUGUUCGCCUCAGUGAACAGUGAUUGUCAAACUGGUUAUAUGGAAAACAUCCAAAUAAACAGCAUAUUUUUCAAUCUUAA
Molecule: messenger RNA, 2438 nt
Organism: Ostrea edulis (European flat oyster)
Lineage: Eukaryota; Metazoa; Mollusca; Bivalvia; Ostreida; Ostreidae
Exons: 15
Coding region: 21-2381 (786 amino acids)
Source: RefSeq, a predicted model, not a curated record